Molecule: messenger RNA, 405 nt
Organism: Racocetra persica
Lineage: Eukaryota; Fungi; Glomeromycota; Glomeromycetes; Diversisporales; Gigasporaceae
Source: the annotation of a GenBank genome assembly
AACGGGCUCAGCAAAAUAAAACUUUACCAGCUUACUUAAAAGUCAAUGAUGUGAUAUGCCAGCGGUGUUACAAUGGAAUAGUUGUUCGACCUUUGGCUGUGAUGAAAGAACAUGCUCAAUCUGCAGGUAUUGAAGACUAUCCCGAUAUAGUGGUCGAUACUCAGGAGGAUAUCUUGGAAAUAAUGUCUUUUUCAAAUGUAAUAAAAUUUAUGACUGAGGUUUUAUAUCGGCAUGAAGUUACUCAAAAAUUGUCAGUGUUUCGGACAUUUGAAGAAUUUCGUACCUGCAUAGAAGCUAAAGAUAGGCGUUUGAAAGCUUUUUUUGAUGAACUUGUAUUAUCAGCAAAUUUGUCACAAAAAAAGCAUAAAUCGUAUCCUAAAAUUAUGUCCCAGUUGCUACUCGUUU